Molecule: messenger RNA, 1570 nt
Organism: Cyphomyrmex costatus
Lineage: Eukaryota; Metazoa; Arthropoda; Insecta; Hymenoptera; Formicidae
Gene: La
Product: La autoantigen-like
Exons: 7
Coding region: 152-1450 (432 amino acids)
Biological process (GO): tRNA processing; positive regulation of translation
Cellular component (GO): cytoplasmic stress granule; cytosol; ribonucleoprotein complex
Molecular function (GO): mRNA binding
Source: RefSeq, a predicted model, not a curated record
UCCGUUGAUUUCCGGUUUUCGGCAUAAACCGAGAAGCACGUGUGUGGAGCGGCCUUUCUGUGCGCUUUCAGAGUAUAAAACCUAUGGUAACCGUUUUUUUGAAAUUGCGUCGUAUUUCUUUCUGUGAUUGUCGUCAGUAGAAUAUUGAAACAUGGAAAACGAGACAAAGAAUGAGGCGAAGGAAGAGAUGAAGGAAGAGAUAAAAGCUGACGAUGAUCACUUAAACGGUGAUUCUGCUGCCGAGAUCAGCGAGGACACCAAGACCGCAGAGGUUAAUAACGAUACGCCGACUACUGACGCCGCCGACGAAAAAGCGCAGCAAGAGACAAAAGAAAACGGAAAAGAUGCGGAAGAACCGUCUGAAGUUCUUUUGGCGAAGAUUAGAGCACAAGUGGAGUACUACUUUGGCAAUGUUAAUAUGCAGAGGGAUAAAUUUCUCAUUGAUCAAACAAAACUGGAUGAAGGCUGGGUUCCAAUGACUGUCAUGUUAAAUUUUAAAAUGCUAGCUUCUCUCAGCAAAAAUGUUGAUGUGAUUCUGAAAGCAUUAGAAACCAGCGAUCUCAUGGAAAUAUCUGAGGACAGGAAAAAAAUACGUCGUUCACCAAAGCAUCCACUGCCAGAGUACAAUGAAGGAUAUAGGAAAGCGCAGGAAGCUCGAACGGUUUAUGUUAAAGGUUUUCCGUUCACUGACACAACUAUUGAGAAACUGAAAGCCUUUUUUGAACCGUACAAGCCAUUUGAAACAAUUGUGAUGAGAAAAUAUCUUGAUAAAGAUAAAGUGUUUAAAUUCAAAGGAUCUAUUUUUGUGCAGUUUGAAACUUUCGAUACCGCUAAAGCAUUUAUGAAUAUAGAAUCUGUAAAAUAUGGAGAUACUGAGUUAAUAAGGAAGUGGGCUGCGGAUUAUUAUGUAGAAAAAGCACAAGAGAAGGAGGAACGUAGGAAAAAGAAAGAAAAACCAAAGAAAUCAACUACAGAGGAGACAAAAGAGACUGAAGAUGAUGAAGCUGAACAAACCUCUGCAGGAACAGAUAAUAAAUUACCAAAAGGUUCAAUUAUUUACUUUUCCGGUGUUUCCAAGACGUGUACAAGAGAAGAUGUCAAAGAAUGUUUAGACAAAUUUGAUGCUGAUAUCGCAUACAUCGAUUUUCAAAGAGGACAUACGGAAGGUUGGGUACGUUUGCAGGGAGAAAAUGCUGCUAAACCUUUGUUAGAAAAGACAAACGAAGGCAAGGUGGUAAUCCAAGACAUUGAAGUUACUUGUAAAAUGCUCGAGGGUGAGGAAGAAGAUAAGUACCUUACUAAAGCGAUGGAAGAUAUAGUAGCUUCAAAGAACAAGUUUAACAAAUCCAAGCGAGGCGCUAAGAAGGGACGUGGCGCACGGAGUGCGAAAAAGAGAGGUAACAGUCCCUCACGCGAUACAGUUCCUGCUAAGAAAAGAGCUAUCGAAUAAGAUUGAUUUAUCCUGAAAUCUUCUAAGUUAUAUAGUGUACAUUACAUGUUAUUUUCAUUGCAUUAACUAAUUACAUAGAGAAAAGGAAAUAUUAAAUUAUGUCUAGCAUAAUUUAUCAUU